AUGGUAUAUAAGACUUUCUACAAAGGUAAAUACUAUAUAACCUUUAAACGUGGCUUUGAAGAUUGUAAAAAAGAUAUAAUAAUAUCUAUUGAAAAGUCAUUUGAAAAUGAUAGUUUGACAUUAACCUUAUCAGACGACGAAGAUCCAACUUUUUUAUUUAGAAUUUGUAUAACAAGAUGUGAUUACGAAGAUUUAAAGAAACAACAAGGGCUUCUUAUAGAUUUUGAUAACUUUCCGUCACAAAUCGUUAGAUUAUUACAACAAUGUGCCUCAAACAAUAUGUUUCUCAUCAUACAUCAGUUGAAUCCUAUGAAAUAUAACUUUGAAAUUAUUGAACACAAUGAAUUCAAAAGAUUGGUACAUUUGUCACUAAGUACAGGACCUGCUACAGAUUCUGAAAUAAAGCAACAUAUGGCUGAAACAAUUUCCAGUUUAAAAAAAAGUUUAGCAGCUGUGAAAAGUGCAGCAGCCAGUAAUGAAACCAUUUUGAAUGAUAAAAUGACAAAAAUGGAAGAAAAAAUACAUGACUUAACACAUACAUUGUCAAAAAUGGAGGAAGAUAAAUUACGACGUGAGACUGAAUUUUAUGAAUCAUUGAAAUUAGAAAAAGAUAGACUGAUUCAGGAGAAAAUACAGUGGCAAAAAACAUCAGAACUUAAUACAAAAGCCAUUUUAGCUACCUCACAAGAAAACUUAAGCAAGAAAGAUAAGCAAAUUGAUGAUCUUAAUGUACUUUGCAAACAACUCCGUGAUAAUGUCAUGCAACUAGAAAAUCAAAUCAGCGAUAGGACUCAACGCAUUAAUUUUAUUGAAAGUGAAGUACAAAAGGCACAUAUAGAAGUUGCCACUUUAAAAGCAAAAAAUGUGACAUUAGAAAGAGAAGUAAAUGAAAAGGAUAAACAAAUUAGUCAAAUGCAACUACGCCUUACUUCUUUAGAAAAGGUUAAUAAGGACAAUGCUGAAAAAAUCAAGGACUUAAACGAAGCUCUUCAAACAGCCAAGAAAGAAAAGGAGAAUUUAGAAAAAAGAUUAUCUCUGAGUGAAUCCCUAGCUAAUAAACAUAAUGAAGCUGCUCACUCAACAGCAGAACAAUUGCUUAAGGCAAAUCAAAUUAUCUCCAAGCAGAACUAUGAUUUAAUUGAAAUGAAGGAAAAGCUAUUGUGUAGGACUGCCAUAGCUUUAGAGCAAGAAAAAGUAAUAGAGGGUUAUACAAAAGAAAUAAAAGAUUUAAAGACUGAAAUCGAAUCCACGAAACUGGGAAUGGCAUCAUUGAAAAGCGAAUUAGAAAAUUUAAAAGAAAAGUAUGAAAGCACUGAACAUGCUUUGAAAGAUCGUGAAGAAACUAUUAAGAAUAAUAAUAUGGUCAUCCAGUGGCUGCACAAAAAGAUGGAAGAUCAGUUUCCAACUUCUGAUAAUAUUAACUUUGGUAUCCAAAGAAGUAGCUCCACGCCAUACUUUAUAUCAAGAAAUAAACCGGAAAAUACCUUGCAGGAAUCAGAUGAUACAAUAAAUUUUUAUGCAACUUCCAAGACGUCGAGUUUAGAAGACAGUCCUCGCAUAGAAAACAAUGAAGGAACUAGUAAAGUAGGCUUAGAUCCAAAAUAUUUACAACCUUCUGCAGAUGAAAACCAAUCAAAGAAAUCGAAAGGCACUGCACGAUCAGUAGCCGCAUCUUUUAAAUGUCAAAAGGGAAAAGAAAAUAAAAACACUGAGUUGCCAAAAGUUGAUUACAGGGAAAAGAAAUCUUCAAGAGGGACUUACAGAACUACACCUGUUUCAGCAUAUUUCCCAUAA
Messenger RNA from Parnassius mnemosyne (clouded apollo), 1794 nucleotides. NCBI's taxonomy places the organism in Eukaryota, Metazoa, Arthropoda, Insecta, Lepidoptera, Papilionidae. The record is from the annotation of a GenBank genome assembly.